CCCACCAUCUCCAUCCCCGCUCUGGGCUCACGCUCUGGAUAAGGACGGCGCGGGGGCGGUUGUCUGAUGACAAUUUCAUUCUCGUUUUGUCAUUUUUCUCAUUUAGCUCAUUUUUGUCAUUUUAGUCCAUUGUUAGGCAUGCUCGAGGACAACUCCUCCGGAGAGCGGUAGUGGCGGAGGAGGGGCCGGGAGCGUGCGUUAACCCGGAAGAAGUGAACCAGGAAGUGAACGUGAUCUCGGGUACUCACAGUUCUUUCCUGAUCUUCCCCGCCGCCUCCUGUAUUGCCUCUUUAUGGAAUCACUCCAUAUACUGAGUUACACAGCAUGGUUUGCCCGUGCUGCUGCCCCGCGGGCUGUCGCUUCUGACCUGCCUACACUCAGAACUUUCCCCAAAGCAUCAGAGUAAUACUGUUACUGUGAUGGGUAAUGGAGAAGUCGUGCUGUUCUCAGGUGUAGUUAACCUUGGAGAGUAAACAUCUUGUUUUGUUUUGUUUUCCUUAAUGUUGAGAUUCAUGACCUUGAAAAUUAUGCAUUCUACUACUGUUCCUAAAAUGGAAAUUUUAGCAAUAAGUAUUCGUACAAACAUAUAUUUGUCAUCCUUUUAUUCUGUCUGUUAGCAAAUGGAUACACUUUCUCUAACGUGCUUGAAAUACGGGGGUGGUGGAGUGUAACGUUUGUGACAGCUGGCCAUUGGUGCUUUCUUCAACAGUUCUUUUAAUAAUGUGAUGCAGUAUCCUAAAAUCUAUCAGUAGAACUCUGGAAACUGAAUAUUUUAAAGACCAUUCUGACUAUUUUAUUUCCUAGGUGAUAAUGCUAAGUUAACAGACUUAUAGUGAACAAAUGAGCUAAUAUAUCAAUGCACCUCCUAGCAUAGUAGGAUCACUGGAGACAGUAAAGUUUGAUUUUGAUAAAUGUUGAUCCUUCUUUUUUUGAGUUGAGUCUCACUGUGUUGCCCAGGCUGGCCUUGAACUCCUUGGCUCAAGUGAUCCUCCUGCCUCAGUCUCCUGGGUAGCUGGGACAAUAGGUGCAUGCUACUGUGCGUGGCUUGACCCUUAUUUCAACUUUGAACCUUAGAGUUUUCUUAGAACACUUUAUAUUCUCCCUUUCUUACUCAGUAAGACCAUUGUGUACUUUUGUUAGCUCUUGAUUAUCUCUGUUGGAGGGGAGGAGAACAGAAAAUUAUUGUACACAGCCAAUUUCACCUAACCUGUAAUUUUUUAAACUAAUCUUUUUUUAUGAUUAGGAAAGUAUUCCAUGCUACAUGUGCAAGAAACUUGGAAAACACUGAAAAGUAGAAAAAAUAGCAAGCAAAAGGUUCAAGCGAUUAUCCUGCCUCAGCUUCCCGAGCAGCUAGGACUACAGGAUCUCAGCUAAACGGGAAGCAUUUUUGAAAAGUGAUUGCACAAUUGAGAGUGAAAAUUACUGAGUCCUGAACAGGCAACUUACAUUCUAAUACCAGCUCUGUCUCCAUCCAGCCGACUGAAUAGUCGUGAUUAAGUUACUUGACUUCCUUGGAUAUCUAGAUCCUUAAAGUUAAAGAAUUAUACAAGAUAAUAAUAUUUUCUUCAAACUUUAGAAAAUGACUUUAUGAACCGCCUUAAGUUUGUAUGUUUUCAUAGCUUUCAAGAGCUUGUUUACACACUCAAUUCUAGAUUCUAGAUACUUUCUAGAAAAUAACUGACUUAACUCAUUCAAUUGAUAUAUUUGUUAGUUGUACUCCUACUCAUAUGCUUCAGUUAAUUAUAUAUGUUGAACAGGUAGGAAGCAGUGCUGUUUUUAUUUAUUUUAAUAUGUUAUUCAUACAUUUGAAGAAUUAUGUUCUUUCUGUAGGCAGCUGAAUUUUUUUUUUUUUUGAGACGAAGUCUUGGUAUUGUCCCCCUUGCUGGAGUGCAAUGGCAUGAUCUCGGCUCACUGCAACCUCUGCCUCCUGGGUUCAGGCAAUUCUCCUGCCUCAGACUCCUGAGUAGCUGGGAUUACAGGCGCCUGCCACCACGCCCGGAUAAUUUUUGUAUUUUUAGUAGAGACAGUGUUUCACUAUGUUGGCUGGGCUGGUCUCGAACUCCUGCCCUCAGGUGAUCCGCCUGCCUCAGCCUCCCAAAGUGCUGGGAUUACUGGCGUGAGCCACUGCUGCCAGCCGGCAGUUGAAUUUUAAGACUGUGGAGCUGGCUGAGGCAGUAGAUGAAACAAGAUUUCUUGAUGUUCCUUCCAGGUUUAUUAUGCAUGUAUCUUUAGAGAUGAUUUUUUUUUAAAGACUGUGUUUAUUGUAUUUCAGAUGCUGAGAUGAAUCGUCACCUGUGUGUUUGGCUUUUUAGACAUCCAUCUCUUAAUGGUUACCUCCAGUGUCACAUCCAGCUCCAUUCUCAUCAAUUUAGACAGAUACAUCUUGAUACAAGGCUGCAAGUUUUUAGACAAAACAGGAAUUGCAUUCUUCAUCUGUUAAGUAAGAAUUGGUCCAGGAGAUAUUGCCAUCAAGACACCAAGAUGCUCUGGAAGCAUAAAGCACUACAGAAAUAUAUGGAGAACCUGAGUAAGGAGUACCAAACACUUGAGCAAUGUCUGCAGCAUAUCCCUGUGAAUGAGGAAAACCGAAGGUCCUUGAACAGAAGGCAUGCUGAGUUGGCACCUCUUGCAGCCAUUUACCAAGAAAUUCAGGAGACUGAACAAGCAAUUGAAGAAUUAGAAUCAAUGUGUAAAAGCCUAAAUAAACAAGAUGAAAAGCAGUUACAAGAACUUGCACUGGAAGAAAGGCAAACCAUUGAUCAAAAAAUCAACAUGUUGUACAAUGAGCUUUUCCAGAGCCUUGUGCCAAAGGAGAAAUAUGACAAAAAUGAUGUUAUUUUAGAGGUGACAGCUGGAAGGACUACUGGAGGUGACAUCUGCCAACAAUUUACCCGAGAAAUAUUUGACAUGUACCAGAAUUAUUCGUGCUAUAAACACUGGCAAUUUGAACUUCUGAAUUAUACACCAGCAGAUUAUGGUGGACUACAUCAUGCAGCCGCCCGAAUUUCCGGUGACGGUGUCUAUAAGCAUUUGAAGUAUGAGGGUGGGAUUCACCGAGUUCAGCGCAUCCCCGAGGUGGGCCUGUCCUCAAGGAUGCAGCGCAUUCACACAGGAACGAUGUCGGUUAUUGUCCUUCCUCAGCCAGAUGAGGUGGAUGUGAAAUUGGACCCCAAGGAUUUGCGAAUAGAUACAUUUCGAGCCAAAGGAGCAGGAGGGCAGCAUGUUAAUAAAACUGAUAGUGCCGUCAGACUUGUCCACAUCCCCACAGGGCUAGUAGUAGAAUGCCAACAAGAAAGAUCACAGAUAAAAAAUAAAGAAAUAGCCUUUCGUGUGUUGAGAGCUAGACUCUACCAGCAGAUUAUUGAGAAAGACAAGCGUCAGCAACAAAGUGCUAGAAAACUGCAGGUGGGAACAAGAGCCCAGUCAGAGCGAAUUCGGACAUAUAAUUUCACCCAGGAUAGAGUCAGUGACCACAGGAUAGCAUAUGAAGUUCGUGAUAUUAAGGAAUUUUUAUGUGGUGGGAAGGGCCUGGAUCAGCUAAUUCAGAGACUGCUUCAAUCAGCAGAUGAAGAAGCCAUUGCUGAACUUUUGGAUGAACACCUUAAAUCAGCAAAAUAAAUACUAACUUAUUAUUAUUUAUGAUUAUAUAAAUGAAAUGGACCUAUAUCAAGAGGCAGACUGAAGCUUGGAAAUCAUUAUGAAUAUUUGUAAAUUACAGCUUUAAGAACACAUUACACAUAAAUAUAUGUUUUGUAAUUAAUCGAAGUCACAUUUCCUGACCUAAGAAUUUAUUUUAGGUUUCCUGUAAAGUACAAUCCAACUCAUCAAGUAGAAAAUAAGCAUGCAUCAUUGAAAAGAGAAAGUAUUGAGAAUUGAUUGUGUCAUUUAGGACAAGUCACUUGUUCUCUUUAUAUGCCUUUUUUCCCCAGCCAUCUAUGAAUUAAUUUAAAUAUAUUUUUAAUCUACUACUUCAGGAAAAUAUGGUAAAAUUUAGUAAAAUAUGAAUUUUAGACUUCCUUAUAAACCUUUUAUUUAAAUACAAAGUACCUUGGCCUAUAGUGGAUGCUUAUGCCUGUAAUCCCAGUGCUUUGAAGGGCCAAAGGGGGAAGAUCUCUUGAGGUAAGAAUUUGAGACCAGCCUGGGCAAAAUAGACCCCAUGUCUACAAAAAAACUCAAAACAUAAAGAAAAACCAUAAUACUGUUAAUCAUGUUAAAGUUAAGACUUAGACUGCAACUUUUAAAUAAAAAUUAUGAAGAAUAUGAGUCAUUCAAUAACAAUGAGCAUCUGGGUACAGACAGUAAAGCCCUUUGAUUGCUGUAUGAAUUCCACACUAUAUAAACAAUAAGCUGAUAUUUUAAAUAGA
Molecule: messenger RNA, 4364 nt
Organism: Homo sapiens (human)
Lineage: Eukaryota; Metazoa; Chordata; Mammalia; Primates; Hominidae
Gene: MTRF1
Product: mitochondrial translation release factor 1
Exons: 12
Coding region: 2281-3618 (445 amino acids)
Biological process (GO): mitochondrial translational termination; translational termination
Cellular component (GO): mitochondrial matrix; mitochondrion
Molecular function (GO): translation release factor activity; translation release factor activity, codon specific
Source: RefSeq, a predicted model, not a curated record